Messenger RNA from Fusarium venenatum, 798 nucleotides. RefSeq names its product glutathione S-transferase. The record is from RefSeq and is a predicted model, not a curated record. NCBI's taxonomy places the organism in Eukaryota, Fungi, Ascomycota, Sordariomycetes, Hypocreales, Nectriaceae.
AUGUCUCGACCAACCGGUCUCAUCGCCUCAAAAGGCAUUGAGCUUCUCACCUGGGGCACACCCAAUGGCCUCAAAGCCCAGAUCCUUCUCGAGGAACUUCGUGAUGCUUACGGCAAAGACUACACCAUCCAAGGCAUUGACAUUAGCAAAGGGGUCCAAAAAGAGCCUUGGUUCACUGCCCUUAAUCCCAAUGGUCGUAUCCCCGUGUUGGUCGACCAUGAUAACAAUGGCCUCGCUGUCUUUGAAGGGAAUGCUAUUCUGAGCUACCUGACGAGAAAGUAUGAUCCGGAGUAUAAGUUCUCUUUCAAGAUUGAUGAUGAUGAUUAUACUCGUGCGGAAUCGUGGAUUGGAUGGCAACAUGGUGGGAUUGGACCUAUGCAAGGUCAAACCCUACACUUUCUCUACGAUACCAAAUCAACAAUGCCAUACGGUAUCCAGCGCUACGUUGGAGAAACCGAGCGUCUCUACGGUGUUCUAGACAAGCGUCUUUUGGAGAGAGACUACAUCGUUGGCCAUGGUAGAGGCCGUUACUCCAUCGCGGACAUUGCCCUCAUCGGCUGGGCCGACCGUCUACCGCGAACUACAAUCUCAUGGGACCAAUAUCCCAAUGUAAAGGCUUGGUUUGCUCGCAUGCUUGAGAGGCCUGCUGUCCGACGUGGCAUGUUACUACCUUCUAAGGAGGAAAAGCCGACGGGGCUGGACCCUGUGGAUGAAAAGACGAGGAAGAAGCGUGAAGAUCUCAAGGUGGUUGUUGAUGAGGCUAAGGAGCAGUUUGGAUACAAGUAUUCUUCACCGUAA